UAUAUAUUCCAGAAUAAAUAUUAUUGAGUCUUAUUAUAAUCACUCGGCUAGAGUUUCAUCUUCUAGCUUCUAGCUAUUGAAAUUGAGCCAUGUAUAAAGCGCCCAGUCUAUCUCGUAAUUAUGAGUUGUUCACCUCUUAAUUGUUCUCAUCUCCAUCACCGAGCGUCUCUAGCAUCGCCAGUGCGGCCAUUGCUGUCAUUCAGAAUAUUUGUUUUCCUGCAGAAAAUUUAGUGAAAAACCCUUUGUGGAUAAACCAAAUGAGGUAACACAAUGACAACGAUAAAUGACCUGCCCGAUGAGGUGCUGGAGUUCAUAAUAGAACUCCUGCCACCGUACAGAGACGUGGAAAACUGCCAAUUGGUGUGCAGAAGAUGGGAGCAGCUGGUGAGAAAUGUUCGUUUCCGGAAGACCGUCUCGUUCCAGCGCGCCGUGACUGAGGGGAAUCUGUGCUGGAAGGAGUGGCAGCCUCCAGAUCCCCGGACGCCAGUCAUCGCCGGACGAUAUUCGCACUCUGCGACUGUGUACAAGGACGUGAUGUACGUGUUCGGGGGCGGAAGUAGCGAGGUGACCACAUUCAAUGACCUGUGGGCGUUCAAUUUGUCCUCGAGGGAGUGGAGUCGGUGUAAUUCCCACGGGGCGCAUCCUUAUCCCUCGCCAAAGGCCAGGGCGACGAUGGUGAGCCACGAGGAUCGACUGGUGGUGUUCGGCGGACUGCGCUAUCCACCCUCGUAUCCGCCCUACCAGCGAGUCAACCUCUUCGAUGAGCUGCACGUGUACAAUUUGAAGGAGAGCCACUGGAUGUACCCCAAAAUCUCCACUCACUGGCCUCCGGCCAUGGCUGGACACUCGGCGACGAUUCACGGCCGGCAGAUGGUCAUCUUCGGCGGACUACAAGAAACGCCACUGUACGUGGCGUGCUCGCAUGACGUGUGGAUCCUUGAUCUGGCCAACUUCACGUGGAAGUUGCAGGAGACAUCGUCCCCCAAGCCAGCGCCUCGGAUAGAUCACUACCAAAUCCGCCUGGAUGAGCAGCACCUGCUGAUCGCGGGCGGAUUGGGUGGCGUGAACAAUCCCUUCACUGACAUGUGGCUCUUGACGAUGACCUCCGCUGUGUGGCAGUGGCGAGAGAUUCCGGUGCGGAAGAAGAAGUUCAGCGCUGCCAGAAUGUGGACAAAUCCCUCGUGCCACGUCGAUGGGAAGCUAAUAGUGCUCGGCCAGAACUGUUCACUGCCGAAAGACCUCCAGAUCACUGCCCAGAUUCGGCUGAGUCAGCAAAUUCAGUAUCCACGCCAGCAAGAUCCGCACAGAUUGAGGAAUCCCCAUCAGGAGCAACCUCAUCCGGCUCCUGAGCCGCCGCGGCCCAUCUCUGCGCACCAUCCGCGCGUUCCCACGCACCACCUCGGAAUGCUGGCGUUCAGGGACUCGUGCGCUGCACAGGAGAUGCGCGAGCGUCGUCUGUCGGCCCUGCAGAAGCGCGAGCAGGAACUGCUGGCGCGCCGCGGCAUCCAAAGGCCACCGCCGAAGCCUCCGGUGGCCAAGAGACCGCGCCAGAACUGCGAGGCGGUGUUCAUCUGUGAUCUGGCCCACGUCCUGGACCCUCAGGAACCCUUCGCCGAGUGGCUGGAGACGCGCGAGGGCGGAAUCCUGCCCGGGGCGCCGCUCAAGACCAUCCUCUCGACGCUGGCAGUGGGCAAUGGGGAGCUGAUCAUGUUUGGCGGACUGGAGCAGAACGCCAACCACGGCAAUUACGCGGCCAACAAUCACGUCCACUUCAUCACGGUGCCGCACACGGUGAUUUGAGGCCCGCGCGGCCCGAGAAUAAAUAUUUUCCUAACUCAAAUGCGCGAUGCUUUCGACUCUGAUGUGCUCGACUUGGACGUUUUGGUGAGAGAAACACUCUAUUGAGAUCGAUAUCCUUUAUUUUCUGGAGAAUAAUACAAGCGCCUUUGGACAGAUUUAUGCAUGUUUCUUUGGGAAAGUGUGGAAAUAAGAGCGUUUAUUCAGGGUUUAACAAGAAGGUUUAUUUCAUAUUUAUCUCAAAUUCUUUGAAAUCAUUUUUACAUAGAUUUUUCGAUUCAUUUUGAAUGUUCACAAGAACUAUUCAUAUUUCUCUUCCCUCAAUAUUAGAUACUUAUUUUGAAAGAAAAAUAUACACAAUUUCUCUUCCUUCAAUUUCUGAUUUAUUCCAAAAAUAUUAUUUUGCAUUCUAUUUGAAGCUGACGACAAAAAGCAGUUUCAGAAUUUAUGAGAAAAUUGAAAAAUGGAUUUUUGCCAUUGAAAUCGAUUUUAAAAGUCCUUUGAAAAGCACAGUUGAAUUUCAAAUCAAUUUCUUUGACUUUAUUUGAUAAAACUCAUUAAUUUCUACUUCACUUUUGCGUCUCAAGAAGAUUAGAGAUUUUUUUCUCAGUUAAUUUCCAGAACGAUUUUCCUAAA
This is a messenger RNA of Phlebotomus argentipes, 2433 nucleotides long. It is a transcript of the gene Fbxo42, whose product is annotated as F-box only protein 42. NCBI's taxonomy places the organism in Eukaryota, Metazoa, Arthropoda, Insecta, Diptera, Psychodidae. Bases 271 to 1800 code for a protein of 509 amino acids. The transcript has 2 exons. The record is from RefSeq and is a predicted model, not a curated record. Gene Ontology annotation, molecular function: protein binding.